GCUGUUGCAAAUUGCCCCCCGAGCUGAUUGACGCAGUAUUGUCCAAUGUCGACCUCCACUGGAGCUGCAUUGGCUGCACUAACAUGCUUAAAAAUACCGCGCUGCCGUUCGGUAAAAGAAAUAGGCGACCAGGUCGGUUUCCAAGCCGCCCUCAACUCAGCUGUAGCAGCUAUUGGCAAGCUCGUUGAGCCUAUUGUCGCCGAAGUUCGCAGUGGUUUUGCCCUCCUUCAAACUGCAUCCACGCCUCACAAUCGGAACUCUGAUCCUCGACCAGCUACUGGUAGAAAGCGGAGGCGCAUAAUCGAGGAUUCGACAUCUCCUGGUGUAAACAAAAUUGUAAACAGUCGCGGUAACAUCCUUUGUGCCGCGUCAUCGCCAAACGCAUACACCAACACCACGAUUGGCGUCCAGCCGGCACCUACACAACCGCAUGAACUGGUGGGAACCGAUCGUUAUCAUCACCGCUUCAAGCUGCACCUCGUGAGCCAUUCACAGAUAGGAUCUGGAUCCGCCUAUUCCGCUUAUCAACGGCCGUUACUGUGGAACAAGUGGUCGCUUCUGUAAAGCGUCGCUUAGCCACCGAUGACGUUAUAGCGUAUUGCCUGCUGAGAAGAGGGGUUAGUGUGGACAGCAUGAAUUGGCUUUCAUUCAAAGUGAGAGUCCCGGCUAUCCUUCGAGAUGCGGCACUCACACCAUCCACUUGGCCCGUCGGUAU
This is a messenger RNA of Anopheles coluzzii, 715 nucleotides long. RefSeq lists its product as uncharacterized. Bases 46 to 564 code for a protein of 172 amino acids. NCBI's taxonomy places the organism in Eukaryota, Metazoa, Arthropoda, Insecta, Diptera, Culicidae. The record is from RefSeq and is a predicted model, not a curated record. The transcript has a single exon.